UAAUCUAAUGAUCUCCAUAGAGGAGAUCACUAAUGAACGUGCUCUUAGGUUGGUGAUCGGAAUUUUUUAUACUAGUUUCUCUGAUCUCUCUCCUUCUUCUAUCUCUCAUACCUCGUCCGUCACUAAUUCUAACGCCCAAACUUCUGAAAAUCUAACGAUCACGAACUCGGAAGUAGAUAGAAAUGAGCUUGAUCACAACUCCCAUAGAAACCCUUCACUUAAAAUCAACACUUCGUCUUCUACCACGAGGUUCUGUUUAUCGUAGUCAACGGAUUCAACUUUUCCCGCUCAACACCUUCUCGGACUCUUCUUUGACUUCUCCACUUCGCAUUGACCCAAUUUCUCAAGGUGGCGGAUCGAGGAAUUUGUGGCGUAGAUAUGCAUCGGAUAAGUUCUCAGAGAUGGGUUUGGAUCCUGGAGCUGAUUCAGACAAGAUGUACAAUGAGAUGGCGUCUAUAGUGGAUACAUUGAAGAAAGCAAACUCAAUUCUUCCUCAUGUAGUGUUGGCGAGUACAAUCUUAGCUCUUCUCUAUCCACCUUCUUUCACAUGGUUUACGUCGAGGUACUUCGUGCCGGCUCUAGGAUUCUUAAUGUUUGCGGUUGGUAUCAAUUCAAAUGAGAAAGACUUUCUUGAAGCUUUCAAAAGACCAAAAGCUAUUCUACUUGGUUAUAUUGGACAAUAUCUCAUUAAGCCUAUACUAGGUUUCAUCUUUGGCUUAGCUGCUGUUUCUCUUUUCCAACUCCCAACUCCAAUAGGUGCCGGAAUCAUGUUGGUUUCUUGUGUUAGUGGAGCUCAGCUAUCAAACUACGCCACUUUUCUAACGGAUCCAGCAUUGGCACCUCUUAGCAUCGUCAUGACAUCUCUAUCAACCGCUACUGCGGUUCUUGUCACACCGAUGCUAUCACUCUUGCUCAUCGGGAAGAAAUUACCCGUUGAUGUAAAAGGAAUGAUAUCCAGCAUUCUUCAGGUCGUUAUCGCACCAAUCGCUGCAGGAUUGCUACUAAACAAGUUGUUCCCAAAACUAUCCAAUGCAAUCCGACCAUUUCUCCCAGUUCUAUCAGUUCUUGACACAGCUUGUUGCGUUGGAGCACCGCUCGCGCUGAACAUAAACUCAGUCAUGUCUCCAUUUGGAGCCACCAUUUUGUUACUAGUAACAACAUUUCAUCUCUCAGCUUUCCUAGCUGGAUACUUCCUUACCGGUUCCGUCUUUAGAAACACUCCAGAUGGUAAAGCCUUGCAAAGAACAUUGUCCUAUGAAACUGGGAUGCAGAGUAGUCUUUUGGCUUUAGCGCUUGCGACCAAGUUCUUUCAAGAUCCACUUGUUGGAAUUCCUCCAGCAAUAUCUACGGUGGUAAUGUCAUUGAUGGGGUUCACACUCGUGAUGAUCUGGUCUAACGAAAAAGAGCAAAACAUUUAACAAUGCAAUUUUAAUUUCACUCGAUCUUUUACCGAUCUAUGUAGUAUGUACCAACAAAUUCUUGUAAGAAAAGAUUCCAAAUGCAAUGAGAAGAAUAUGUAAUGCU
Eutrema salsugineum is the source of this 1524-nucleotide messenger RNA. Its product is annotated as probable sodium/metabolite cotransporter BASS6, chloroplastic. The record is from RefSeq and is a predicted model, not a curated record. The coding region runs from base 183 to 1418 and encodes 411 amino acids. The transcript has 8 exons. Gene Ontology annotation, cellular component: membrane. NCBI's taxonomy places the organism in Eukaryota, Viridiplantae, Streptophyta, Magnoliopsida, Brassicales, Brassicaceae.